UCAUGAGUACGGCGCUCCUUCAUUAAUACUCUCGAACAGGUAAGUGAUCGUUGUGUCCGAAAGGUCUGCGCAUGUGGGGGAACUUUUCCGUUUCGAGUUCGAGCUUGAAAGUGGCGGUCGGGUACUUCCUAGUGCGUAGAAUCUCUCUUUUUUUGUUUUGACUGAUUGGGCCUCCACAAAAUCGCAGGUAGCUGGCAAGCUCGCUGAGCCAAACUAGUUACGUCCGAAAACCGUGUGUCCGAAAUAGCUUGGGAAAUAGCAACCUUGCUGAUUAACGUUAUUUAUCAUGAAGCGAUGCAACAGUUGCAUAGCUGAUAUAGCUAGGUAACUGGUUACUAGCUAGCUAGCUAACAAAGGUCGCUUGGUAUUUAGCCAGCUAGCAAAUUAGCAAGCUUGCGCUCGCUACGGGUGUUUUCAGAAGUAACGAUACGGUUCACCCAGCUAUCAAGGUCCUUGGCUGCCCCUGUGCCAGUGAAGGAUGAGCAUGGAGGAGAAGCUGGAGGGCAUGUUGCUGAAGUGCAGCGGGGUCGUGGGGCUGCACCCGUCCUCCAGGGUCCUGGGCCCUGCCGGCGAGGAGGGGAGGCGAGGGGGCGUGGGCCUGGUAGAGCUGACCUUGGGUGCGCGGCCGCUGGCCCAUCACACCCUGCUGGCGGGGGACGAGGAAGACGAAGACGAGGACGAUGAGGAGGGCGUCCUGGCCCCGCACCACCUCGUCCCGCAGGGCGAGCUGAUGGUGCAGGAGGAGACCGUGAGGAACGACGGGGAGGAGGAACCUGAGGCGGAGCUCCGGAGGGACCUCCCCCACCGGAUGGUGUUCCCCCUCACCCCAUCCGUGAGUGUGAAGCAGGAGCUCCGGCUGCCGGACGCGGUGGCAGGACUGAAGAGGGAGAGGGAGAAGGACAGGAGGCCCAGGGAGCUCCAGGACUGUCUGAAGAAAAAGAAACGGAAGCAGCGCUCUCCCGCUAAGCAGAUCCUCACCAUUAACGAAGACGGGUCCCUGGGCCUCCAGACCUCCAAGUCUCACGUGUGCGAGCACUGCAGCGCUGCCUUCCGAACCAACUACCACCUGCAGAGGCACGUCUUCAUCCACACCGGUGAGAAGCCUUUCCAGUGUAACCAGUGUGAUAUGCGCUUCAUUCAGAAGUACCUGCUUCAGCGGCACGAGAAGAUCCACACAGGUGAGAAGCCCUUUCGCUGCGAUGAGUGCGGGAUGAGAUUCAUCCAGAAGUACCACAUGCAGAGACACAAGCGCACCCACAGCGGGGAGAAGCCCUAUCAGUGCGACUACUGCCACCAGUACUUCUCCAGAACCGACCGGGUCCUGAAGCACAAGCGCAUGUGUCAUGAGAACCGGGGCGGUCGGGCCGGCUCCAGAGAGGGGCUGCUGGGAGCCGAGGACAGCCUGGGCUUCCCCUUCCCGCCCAAGGAGUGCCCCGCGGCCGCCAUGCCCCCGAAGAAGAAGCGUCAGCGGUCCUGCGAGAAGCCCCGCGGGGCCCUGGGGUGCCCCCUGGAGAAGGAGAGGCCCUGUAAGAACGAGUGCCUGCAGCUGUUCGCCGCCGGCCCUGGCCUGGCCCCGCCCGUCGUCUCCAAGGUGAAGGACGAGUACGUGGUGGCGGAGUACGCGGUGGAGCUGCCGGAGCCCACACUGGAGGGCGGGCUCUCCAGCUCGGGGUCCCCCGAGGAGGCCCACCCCCCGAAGCUGGUCCUGAAGAAGGUGACGGGCAAGAGGUGCCAGAAGCAGCGGCCGGAGCCCCCCGGGGACCUCUCCCCGCUGGCCGCGUUCGACGACGGCAAGGGCGGCCGCUUCGCCUUCGAGCUGGUGGACAAGCAGGGCCUGCUGGACGUGGCGUCUCAUCCGGAGCUGGACCCCGCGGCCUGCCCCAGCAAGCCCCCGGCCAGCAGCACCAACUACGACGACGCCGUGCAGUUCCUGAAGAAGAAGCGCUACCUGCACGCGGCCGCCAUGACGACGGCGGCCGCCGUCUCCGAGGCAACGCCCGGCGCGGGGCGGGACUACGCGCUGAGCGUGGGGGCGGCGUCCUCUCAGCCCGCCGUCACCCAGGCGGCCGUGGCCAGCGUGAUGGACCAGGACUCCGUCCCCUCGGCCCUCCUGGACGGGCACCAGGGCCUCGGCGUGGAGAUGAAGCCCGGCCACGAACGCCACAGCGUCCUGCCGGACGAGGUCCUCCAGACCCUGCUGGACCACUACUCCAACAAGGCCAACGGCCAGCCGGACAUCUCCUUCAGCGUGGCCGACGCCGAGGUCACCUCCAGCGUGUCCAUCAACUCCUCGGACGUGGGCGAGCCGGGGCCCCCCGACGCCCUGGGCUCCGGGCUGCCGCCGCCCCCGGCCGAGAAGGCCAGCAUGCUGCAGGAGUACUCCAAGUUCCUCCAGCAGGCGCUGGAGAGGACCAGCCAGAACGACGCCUUCCUCAGCAGCCCCAGCCUGGCCUUCGUGUCGGAGAGCCAGGCCCUGUUCCCCGCUGCGGAGAAGCAGUACCCGCCGGCCGGCCGGCUGCGAGCGGGGCUGGGCUCCCCGCUCCGCUCCCCCCUGGACAAGUCUCACUUCGGCCUCCUGGUGGGGGACGGCCAGCACCCCUUCUCCUUCUCGGGGGACGAGACGAACCCCCCCUCCGUCUCGCCCACGGAGGACUUCCUGGAGCAGGUGACCGUGGCCAAGAAGCCCGACGCCGCGGUGGUGGCCGCGGCCGUGCACCCCGUGUUCCAGAUGGGCGGCUUCGAGCAGAACUUCCGGUCCCCGCUCCAGGCCUCGCGGUCCGGCAUGGCCUCCCAGUUCAGCAUCGUCAACGGGCAGCUCAGCCUGCGGGGCCAGGGCGGGGGGGCGUCCGACUUCCCCGAAUUCUCGCUGGUCAGCGUGACUGAGUCCAGGACUCAACUGACCUCGUCACCAGAUGCCACAAGCGGUCAGACUUUUGGAUGAAGGGACUCGAGCUCGAGCGUCCGUAAUUCAAGGUCCUGUCGAGAAAAAGCACUUUAUAUUCCUUUCGUUUGUGGUCUCCCGGCCUGGGUUGCACUGUAGGGGUGGUUCGCUGUUUCUAUGAGUUGAAUGCAUUGAAGUAUCGUCUCUUUAUUUUUAAUUUUCAUUAUUUUUUUAUUACGUUGACCACAUUUACAGUUUAAAUAUUCACAUCUAAAAUAUAUCUUUCAUGUUACAGUUAACGACAAAUGAAAAACAAGGAAUACAAUUUUAUUGUAAUUUGUAGUUCUGUAUCUUAGGAGAUUUUUAGAAAAUAUUUAUCUUUGUCGUUGUAGAAUGUGAUUUAAAACAAAGCGUGUUGUUUUGAGAUGUGUGAAAAAGAAACAGGUAUCAGUCUUACCUCAUAGCUGGCCAAUAAUCCCAAGUCCUGUCCUAUGAGCACCUAUUUGACAAUCAUGACCAGAUAAAAUUGUUCAGUGAAUGGCAGAGUUUGUGGCCCGGAGCACGUCGAGUUUCUGAGCCACUGGAUUUGUGGGAAUUUCUAAAUGUUUUGAGUUCGGAAGCCGGCACUGCGUCAAGCUAACGGUAACGGUGCAGGGUCUUUUCGGCUUGAGUUAUCACUUACCUCCGGCUGGUGUACGAGCCCGUCCUCUCCCUUCCACCUUUCUCCUUUCCUGAUUUAACGAGAGGGACCUUUGCAUUGCAUUAUUGGUUGCCAAGGAGAAGAACGCCUUUUUUGUUAUUUUGCUCAUCGACAUUUCACUGCCAACCCUUACAACUGUGUGAAUGCAGGUCUGCUGGGUGGGUGGUUCAGAUUUAAAUAGCACUGCUAAUGCACAGAAGUUUGGACCUUGCCGUAAGCAGGUGCAGACGCACCAUUUCCACUAUUCACUAGUCUCCUUUCUGUCCCCCACGGAGCGUCUUUGUGUGUCUGCCUAUGACGGUGCUGGGCGAAGAGGCUUCACAAACCCCGUGACGUGCUGUCGGUCGCUGGCUCAUCUGAAGGAGAAUACUUUGCUGUCUUGGAAAACAAGUUUUAUUUUUCCAAGUCACGCUUUGUGGCCAAAUUUUAAAAUAGUCAUGACAUGAUGAAAGUAGCCAUUGGUAUCCAUUUUAGGGGUUCUUGAAGCCAUACUCAGUAAAUGUGCAACAGAAUGUUCUUUGAGUAACUCUCAUUUGGAAAAUCGAGCAAGUUGGCUUGCGCCCUGAAUUUCGAAGCUGCUAAAAAUUAAGUGAAAAUGUUUGAAAAAUAUUUUUUCUUACUUCCCCAGAAUAUAUAUUUAUUAUUUGUAAUAUUAAUUGUUUAGGUGCAAUGUUUGAUUUGGUAAAGGAAGGUUCUGUAUGAUGGUAUUGAUUCCCUUUCCCAAAUCAUCAUGAUUUGGUGAUUCACACAAUAUUAUGUUAUGUGCAAACACCUUGUCUUUAUUGGUACAGUGCGGAGUAAGAAAAACAAAAAAAAAAACAGAUUUGUGUCAAGAAGUGAUAAUGAAACAAAUUGUUAUUCAAGCUAAAAGUAGCUAUAUUUGCACUUUGAACCAUUGUGAUGAAAGGUUUGUUUUUGGACAUUAUCCUAAUACACUGGACUGAAAAAUCAGUGGGUUUGUGAACAUUUGAUGCCUUUUUAAAAUGAUGCCAAAUUUUCAUUUAAUUGACUUUUCAAAAUGUAAUGGUGGCCUGACAAAUAUUUUAUACUUUUUUGAACAAUAUGUCAAAGGAAGUCAGCUGUCGAUGAUAUCGUACAGAUGGGGGUGUGGCUUCAUUUCUGAUUGGUGGACGAAUCAGUUGAUUGUAUUAACCUUUCCCCCUUUCUAAGGAAACAACAUUGGGCUGAAGAACAAGAUUGUAAUUGAAUUUUUACAAAAUAUCAUGUCCAGUCUUUUCCUUUGCUAUUUUACGCUUUGCUUGCUGAAAUGAUCUCAAUUUUCAUAUCCUGUCAAGUGCAUUUCAGUUUUUAAAUUGCUUGCAUUGCACAACGGUAUUGUUUUUUCUUCUUAAGAAAAUAGUUUAUUUUUUAAAUGUAGUAUUAUAGUUGUUGCUCAAUCAGUGCCUUUACGUACCUGUAAACUCCCUUUGACGCUCUCAUAGGAGCUUUUAAAUCUGGCUUCAUGCGCACUUUCCAGACAGAAUGCCUGCCAGCAUUGGGCUUUAGCCCUUUUCCAUUUCAUUCACCAGAAUUUCAGUCUUAAUGGAAGAUUAAUCUCUUCAUGUUUUGGAUUGGAUUUUUAAAGCACUUUUUACAUAAUCACUGAUCGCGUCUCUCAGUCCACCAGGGAUUAAGACUUUCACUGCACUGCAGCAAUUUGUGCUUUCAGUUUGUUUUUCUUCAGAAAACGGUAAAAAUGUGGGGAAAAAAGUGAAAAGGUAAAAUUCUUUCUGUCUUGCUGAAUGAUUGGUGAAGCAUAAUCUUAAGUGAAUUUCGACAUGCCAUGAUUAUUUUUAUUUUUUUGUUGUUGUUUCAGAUGGGUUCGCAUAUUUUAUAUGUUCGUAUCUUCAUACGCUCGCUUAUCAUAUUCUUAAAGACCGUAAUCCCUGCUUUAGACUUCUGAUGCACAAUGUAUUGUCUCGGUACAGGAAAGGGUGGAGAGUUGAGGUUACUCGUACUCACUGCAAACCUCAAGGUGUGAUUUAAUAAGUGUAUAUGCUUUUUAAAAUGGUUAGGUAUUGUUACAUUUAUAUUGUAUUUGUACAUAUAGAAGAGUAUUUAUUGCAAAUAUAGCAAAAUAAAUAAAUAAACCUCAACCUCAGUCACAUAAAAACGGAUUCAGACAAAAUGGUUUGAUCUUUCAUACCCUUAAUUUUUCGGAAGUCGAGAAGCAAUUCUACCACAUAUUGGUGUUUUGCUCUGAAAUGUUUGUACAGAAGUCUUCCCCAAUUUGUAAAGUUUAAUACUAUGAUCAUAAUUUUCCGAAUAAGUCUUACCCCCCUAGCAGUGUUUGUAUACCGUAGCUAGUGCGAGCCACUUUUUGACUGCAUUUUUUUUUUUUAGUUCUUAAAUCUCUUCAGACAAUCAAGAGAGAACUUUCUCAGCAACUCCACCCUUUCUCCUUACACACAUUCCUUUCGUUUUGAGCGCGUUUUAUGAGGAAGCCUGUGUAUGCUGUAAAUACAUUUUUGUAUUUGGAACCGUAUGUAUAACUUCUGUUGCUGUAAAUACAAUCACGUAGUUCUGCCAUUUAUUUUGCUUUGUUUUCAGUUGGCAAUAAUGUACUGUACCAUGUGAGUAACUGGAGUCUAGCAGAAAUAACCAAGCAGCGGUUUUGCCUGUCCGAUUAACUUUGCCGAACAAAAAGUCAAUACAAAUAGCUGAAAAAAAUGCAAUACUUCAGUUGUUUGAUCGGUGCUGCAUUUUAAUAAAACAAUGCAAUAUUUUGGGAUUGUUUGGAGUUCUCCAAAUUAAACCUGUGUCCUCUCCUCCAGUCAAGUACAUUAUUGCAGUCCUGUUUUGUUAUUCAAUAUUUUUACAUGGAGUGUAUAAGUCAGUAAUCAAUGAAAUGUUAAUAUUUUUCUAUGGGAGGCUGAAUAAUUCGGAGAGGAAAUUGGGACAUAAUUCAUAACAAAAAUGAAAGGACACCUAAGUAAUGUGUUAUUCUUCAUAUGUCUGUAUAUUACAUCUUAAAAUGCCAAUUCCCACAAGAAACUGUUCUCAAUGGUUGGAAGCUAUUAAUGAAACAAAUUCAGUUUAUUUGCAUGUCCUCCAUUGUCAUUUUUAGUACACUGGGUAUAUUUUUAUAUGUAAUGUAAGCCUUUUAUCGUAGCUGAUGCAUUUUGGUAGAGGACAAUUAACUUUCAUGCAAUAUUACGCAUACAUUUUGUCUAAAUCUAAUUUUAUUGGCUGUCGUUGGUUUUUGAUUGUGUCUUAAUUGCAAUUGUGUAAUGAUUUGUCCCUCAAAUACAUGUGAUUUACAGUA
This is a messenger RNA of Conger conger (European conger), 6846 nucleotides long. It is a transcript of the gene znf148, whose product is annotated as zinc finger protein 148. Gene Ontology annotation, molecular function: RNA polymerase II cis-regulatory region sequence-specific DNA binding; DNA-binding transcription factor activity, RNA polymerase II-specific. The record is from RefSeq and is a predicted model, not a curated record. Bases 479 to 2941 code for a protein of 820 amino acids. NCBI's taxonomy places the organism in Eukaryota, Metazoa, Chordata, Actinopteri, Anguilliformes, Congridae. Gene Ontology annotation, biological process: regulation of transcription by RNA polymerase II. The transcript is spliced from 7 exons. Gene Ontology annotation, cellular component: nucleus.